AUGAUAGAGCACCCCCCCGUUAUCGCAGGUGGGGCUUCGGCAUGUGGUGGCAAGGAUGGUGUUCGGAGGUCGAAUGAGGUCACCCCUGGACAUUUCUAUGAUGUGGAAGAUGCGGUGUCCCGGUCGGCGCAGGUGGCAGAGCAUCUCGCCACCCAGGGCUGUUGCUUCAUCUCCCAUGCAGUUCCAACUACAUCUUGCCAGCGCCUGGCAGAUUACGUUGAUGAUGCCCUUGCUGCUGCACAGAAAGACGUGGCACUCUCGGAAGCUGGCGAUGCACGCUAUGCGCGCCACCGCUCCUACUUCAGAAGGCUGGCCUAUGCUACAAGGCGGGACCGCAUUGAGUUCACCCUGCCCAUGGUGGAGGAGGUCACGGAAGCGCUGGAGGGUAUGGUCGCUUCACUUGGCCAGGUCCUGGAGCAUGUCGUGACUCGGAAUGGUCGGCUUGUGGAUCUCUCCUGUAUGAUUUCGGAUCCGGACUGCGAGUACCAGCCCCUCCACUCGGACACUUCGUUGGAGCGGGUGAAGUUCACAGUGUUCGUGGCUCUGCAAGAUGUGACUACUGAGAUGGGUCCUACUUAUCUGUGCCCUGCGACGCACAACUACGAGCAUCACAGCGCACUGGACGUGAUGCAGAAGAUGGAGCUAUCACAUGCAGAGAUGCUGGGCCGCCUCGGCGCGGUGCCUGCACUCUGCAGCUGCGGGGAUGCUUUCAUCAUGAACUCGCAGCUCUUGCAUUGUGGUGGAGGCCAGGCAUCUACGGAUGCUGGUGGCAAGCGACGCCGGCUGCUGUACGUGACCUGGCACUUGCCCGGCAUCACACCUGGGGAGCAUUCCCUGAGAGACGAACUUGUUGGUCGGUUCCGACUAGGCGACUUUGACGGGGGCCGGAAGCUCCCUCCGGACUUUGAUGAGCAAUACAGCGAUCUCUUCAUAGCAGCCAACAAGCUGGACGAUCCCGAUGCCAUGUUGCAGUUCGCCCAACUCUUGCGUGAGCGCGGUGACCUGGGAGCAGUGGCCUGGAUGCGACGUGCCUGCCGCAAGGGUCAUCCCCUGGCUUGUAUGCACUUGGCUGAGAUCUUCUGCUUUGGGGAGCUGGGGGUGAUAACCGACUGGGAGAAGGCUGAGGAGUUGCGGGUCUAUGCCAUGGCUCUACAUGAGCGCAUGAAGUGCUUGGCCCAGGGCUCUGUAAGCCCUGAUGAGCCCGAGCCGCCUCUAUGCCUAAGAUGCCACUAG
Molecule: messenger RNA, 1233 nt
Organism: Symbiodinium pilosum
Lineage: Eukaryota; Dinophyceae; Suessiales; Symbiodiniaceae
Source: the annotation of a GenBank genome assembly